CAUUGAGGCCUUGUUCGAGGCACCCUGCCGAAAGAGAGUGUUCUCCAAGUGUGCUUUGGGCCUCCGUCACCUAUUCCUCAUCUGGGAUAAAGCUGCCUUCCAUACUUGCAGCUUACGUCGUUUCGGGCGUUUCUCUCGCCUUCCUGCUCGUUUCGUCCCCCCGGAGCGCAUCAGGUAAACCCGGCGGUAGGACUGCAUGGUGCCUUCCGGCUGUGGACCGCAGCCGCCUCUUGUUGUGCAUUUUCUUCGGAAGCGACACUUUCACCCCCACCAUCUGUGGCUAUUUCCCCUUGUGUGAUGUUGUGAAUAGAUUCUCUAACGCUGCCAGUCCUCCGCUUGACUCAUUCGCCGUCGUUUUGCCCUCUGUGACCUGUGCCCUGCCGCCGUUUCGUUCUCAGAAGAGGCGAAGUUGUCAACCCUGGCGUCCCGAAGGAUCAGUCUUAUCGACGACCGUGCUUCCUUUACGUCUUUGCACGGUCGCGUUGCUUUUGAAUCGGAUUACCCACAACACUGCCACGGGUAUAUGAAGCGAAACGGACUCUGUCUCAACUUUUAGCGCUAACGCGGUUCCCCUCAUUGUUUUCUGGGACCGUCAUUUUCCCGUUGCACGGACUACCCAAACGCGAGUGUGGGGCCUUAGUCUCUGUCGCUUUGACGAGUAAAUUUGAGAGGCGGAGUCCCUUGUUGAAUCCGUGCCCAUUUUCCGCUCCGAUCCUUGCGCUUACCACUCUUAAUUCUCGUUUACUGGAGUUUUUUUCCGACGGAAUAUCGACCGGGCCGCAUUGUCUUCUGGAUGCACGACGUCGCGGUUCGUUAUUUUCGGCUCGUUGCGCGUCGCUUUUCUCCAGUUACCCUUCGUAACUGCCGCAGACAAGAAAGUGUCGUUUGUUUGCGGAAUACACUCAGACGAACUACGGUCACUCGUUCUGUACGGUGUCUAGACACCUGAAGAAACGUGACGACUAGACGCUCGCUGGCACAACGAUGAGCGUUGUGCGGCGGCACGGAGGCUGUCGCCUCCCCUUUCUUCGCUGCUUCUUGCGCGUUUUCCUUUCGCUUUUUCUGCUCCUUUCUGUCUCGCCCGUCGCUGCCUUUCGCUCGCUGUUCCCUCCGUUCUACUCGAACACAACGGGACUGAGCGACGCGAUGCUCGCUGCGCCUCCGACUCUGUUCCUCUCCGGCAGAGACUCUGCAAAGUGUGCAUGUCAGCACACUCCUUCUUCCGCGUCGGCUGCUGCUGUCUCUUCUCCGGCCCCUCCAGAUCGCGAAGAAGCUUUUUUAUUCCCUUCCCUUGUCACGGGAGAAAGGAGCGGCGUGAGGGGGGCGCGUCACGAUGAGGGUGCAACCCUGGACGCCUUUGCGUCGCACGGUCUCUGCUGCUCCGAUAGAGAGGAGGCGUUUAUGAGGAGCUUUGAGGCACCCAAUGGCGUGGCGUUUGCCUCCAUUGGAGAUACAGGGGCUGCCAAUAGCAACCAAGCGAAGUGUGGGAUAAGCCUCGCGGCUCUGAGUGUCGCUCUGGACAUCAAAUUCGUGAAUCUUCUUGGCGACAACCUGUAUCCACAUGGAGUGACCUCUGCGGUUGACCCGUUGUGGCAAUCUGCUUUUGAGGUUCCUUUCGGCGCUCCGUCUCUUCAAAAGGUUGCGUUCUUCCCCGUGCUCGGAAACCACGAUUAUCACCUCGACCCUUACGCGCAGAUCGAUCGGUGCAUUCGCCUUGGAAAUGAGCACCUGAAUUUCACAGAAAAAGAGAAAACAGACGGCUCUCGACCUCAGCUUAGCAAGACGUAUCAGAUGCAGGCGAUGCUACCGUGGAUGAAGAUUCACCAUGAGAAGUUCCGUUACAGUUUUGACCAGACAACAAAAAUGCACGGACUGGAUGGUCCGCGAUGGCGCUUGCCGAACUUUUGGUAUUUCACGCGCCAUGUCUUCCGCAAUGUGCCGAGACAUGUGAAGAAUCCGUUCGUCACGGGUGCUUCGAUUUCCGACAUUUCUCUCGUUUCGACGGAGGAAGACAAGACCGACGUGACUGUGGUGACGAUCUACAUCGACUCCAUGGUGCUUCUCUUGGAAGAGGGCUCCAAGUCGUCCUCGAUCCGUUACAGGUUUCCGCGCGACGAGCUGUACUACAGGCACCUUGAGUUUCUUGAGGACACGCUUAAAGCAGCGACGCGAGAAGCAGACUGGAUUUUUAUCGCCGGCCACCACCCCGUCGUCAACUACAGCGUGCGGAACGCGAAGCCUUCGGAUUUCGCAGUCCGUUUGACGGAACUGAUGAGAAAGUACAAAGUAGACACUUUUCUGUCUGGACACGAGCACGCACUCAGUUUCUUUCAGGAACCGGACGCGAACACCACGCACAUCAUCAGUGGGACGGGGAGCAAGCUGUCGGCUCGGGACCCGAUUCCUUCAAAGGACUGUUUGUUUUCCGUCCGGGAACACGGAGUCGCCGUCCACGUUUUGGGGAAGGAAGAACUGCACCACGGCUUCGUGUCUGCCGAUGGCAAGGUUCUCUUCACAGCCUCGCAAAGGCGCCAAGACCGGACUGGCAUCCUUCCACCCCCCAAGAAAGAGAAGCACAAAAUCCCCCUGUAUCCAGCGAUUCGCCGGGUGUACAUAGGCCCCUACGCAUUCGUGCCCUUCGAGAAAGGGAGAACGCUCUGGCGCAGCCCGCGAGCCGACUCCGAUGCGCCGCAGAUCUCUUCAAGGCCCGCGCCUGGUGCCCCAGCAGUCAGCCGAGGGCCAGCCGCUGGUCUACGUCCAGAAAACAACGCCCGGAGGCAACACGCCUCUGGGCGGCGCGGCUGGAGGCGGCAGUUAUGGCGCCUGGUCUCUGAGUCCCGAAGCCUCGGAAGGAGACACCUCAACUGCCUAACAGAAAAGGGCGAGGCGCGUGGCAGCAAGGGAGACCCCUGGGAAACCAAGAGAAUUUUUGGGUGUUGAGAGAGGGAACAAAGGGAAAGAGAGAAGACACAGGAGUUGCACUCUGGAGUUUCUGCAUGUCUUCACUUCCAAGUGUUUCUGAAAAAUCAAAAAAUGGAAGAAGAACGAGGGAAACUGUGGGACGUGGGGUUCGACCUAGGCGUUUUUUGGCUGCGCCAAGGAGUGGAACGUCCUGAAAAAAAAGUGACAGGUUUUCUGCGCGAGCCAUCGGAGGAGAGCCCGGCAAGAGAAGGCCCUUCAGGAAGCAAGGAUUUCGAGUAGGCGCGCCUGCGCUUGUUGGGCGGAAAGCCUUUCAGUGCAUUAUCUGUGGCUUAGCUCUGUCGUGAGAGCCUUGGGGUUUACCGGCGAGAGGAGGGAAUUUAGGUGGCGCCGGUCUCGGGCAGAGACUGAAAGUGCAUUCGUCGAAAGCUCAAGAAGAGUCAAGUUCUCUAAAAGUCACUUGUGGGCGAGGCUACCCCUGGACAGAGUACGCGUUGUCGGGUUUCCGUGGGGGCCUGGGAAGGGGCACCUGCGAAGCGACCUGAUUCUUCCCGUUCACACGGAGAAUCGCGUCCAUGGGUCAGCGAACGACUUGAUUCGAGGUUAACGAGUUUACCACUCCUCGCUUGCUCUCGUGUGUCCAACUGUUCCAGGUACAGUGAGUUCCCGUUUGAGCACGUGACCGGAAAGAGUGAACAGAAAAGCACUACGUCAUGGCGUGCUUUCGGUUGCUGCAGGAAUACAGCGUUUCUUGCGUUUCCUUUCCCUUCAUGUUACCUCCGAAGGAGCACUGCGGUACGGUCUUUCAUGCAGUAGGUUGUGUUCGUAUCUCACGCGAGUCCCAUCAAGUUGACCGGAAGAAGCCCCUUCGGAAGUUUGAUCCUUUCACUGGGCAAGUGCCUCUCUCUGCGGUGCGGUAUUUCGUCAUUGUAGGAUGGGCCUUUGGCGAACGCUCCACGUCACUUCCGUGGAUCGAAAAUAAUGAAACUGACGUUGAAAGGGAUGGCACCGGCAGGUUGCUCUUCGCUUUUUCGAACGGAAAGCGAUAGGGCACAGAGCAGCCUUGCAGGCUGUGAUAAAAAGUCGGCACUGCCUCAAUCUUGACCAUGGCACUUUUUGGAGUCCCGUGAUCCGUGUACAGACUGGGUUUGUCUGGGAUCCUCGGCUGUGUGCUUUUACGCAAGGUUUCUGGUCUGUGUCAGUCGAGCAGAAAACAACGGAGGUGGCACACGCUCCACUUCUGAUUCGUGUUACGUCUUCCUAUCUCGUCAUGUCUGAAGCGCCCAUGGCGACGGCGUCGAGAGACAUGCCUGCAGGUUCUACGCGUCGGGCGAAUUUGUGUCAACUGUGGACACUUUGCGCAAGCAAGCGCUGAGGGACGCCAAACUCCUUGUCCACGAAGCCUUCGGCUUCUGCCGUAGUUGGCACGUGAACGGCGACCUGCUGGGUUUUCCAUUUGCUCGCGACUGUGUCCGGCAUCUGCUGGUGCACGCGAACAAACUGUCACAGCAACGGCUGUCCGCAGUCCUGGAUUUUUUGAGUCAGGCGUUGGCAUUGUUUGACUGCAAUUUUUUAUUUGCCGUUUUGUUUUUUUUCAAGUCCCAACUCGAACUUCCGAAAGAGUCCGGGUGAAACCCC
Molecule: messenger RNA, 4557 nt
Organism: Toxoplasma gondii ME49
Lineage: Eukaryota; Apicomplexa; Conoidasida; Eucoccidiorida; Sarcocystidae
Product: Ser/Thr phosphatase family protein
Exons: 9
Coding region: 985-2940 (651 amino acids)
Molecular function (GO): acid phosphatase activity; ferrous iron binding; ferric iron binding
Source: RefSeq, a predicted model, not a curated record